Messenger RNA from Serpula lacrymans var. lacrymans S7.9, 376 nucleotides. RefSeq lists its product as uncharacterized. The transcript is spliced from 5 exons. Bases 17 to 313 code for a protein of 98 amino acids. The record is from RefSeq and is a predicted model, not a curated record. Lineage: Eukaryota; Fungi; Basidiomycota; Agaricomycetes; Boletales; Serpulaceae.
UCAACCCUCAACCAGCAUGCGGCACCAUAUUCCCAAGGAGCAGAAGAUACUAGCGUACAAAUUGUCUUGCAUCCAUGGCCUCUCAAACAGACAUGUUAGCCGUUACCUAGGAAUCAGUCAACGGACCAUCAGGCGCAUCCGGAAGACCUUUCGGGACACUGGUGAAGUGGGACACCAACCAGCUUGUCAAGGACAACCUUGUGCCUUUGAUGGCUUAGAAUUCCUUGAAGGCUGCAUUGAAAAACAGCCUGAUAUGAUCCUCUCAGAGUUACUAGAUUCCUUUUUUUUCUUUGGCAAGCACUCCACCAAAUAGUCUACACCAAUUUUUUUCAAAGACUUGGGCUAUCACACUUAUCGCACCAGCCACACUCGAUAC